GUAGGUUAUUGCUGUGGUUUGAUAAUAAGGCUUUAGCAGCGCUGCUCUUGUAGCAAGUGGACUCCAACGCCUCUUAAUCUCUAAACACAGAAACACUAUGAACCAAGAGAAGCUUGCCAAACUUCAAGCCCAGGUCCGGAUAGGAGGAAAGGGAACAGCCCGCAGGAAGAAAAAGGUGGUUCACAAAACAGCAACAGCUGAUGACAAAAAACUGCAGGGCUCACUGAAGAAACUGGCAGUGAACAACAUUGCAGGAAUAGAAGAGGUGAAUAUGAUAAAAGAUGAUGGAACAGUGAUUCACUUCAACAACCCCAAAGUUCAGGCGUCUCUCUCUGCCAACACCUUCGCAAUCACGGGCCACGCUGAGACCAAGCAGCUGACAGAGAUGCUCCCGGGCAUCCUGAGCCAGCUGGGAGCCGACAGUCUCAGCAGCCUGCGCAAGCUGGCGGAGCAGUUCCCACGACAAACAAUGGACAUGAAAGCCGUCAAGGAGGAAAAUGCAGAAGAGGACGACGAUGACGUACCAGAUCUUGUGGAGAACUUUGAUGAAGCCUCAAAGAAUGAAGCAAACUGAAUUAUCUUUUUCAUUUUUCCUCCCCCGUCAUCUAUAAUUUUUUUUGGUUAAACCUCUUGCGGACUCACAAAGGGCAUUUCCCCUUGCAGGGAAACAGUUGGUAAAGGUGCAGUGCAUCAUGUGCAGAAACUUGAACUAUUUCAGGUUUGCCUGCUGCAACAGCACAGUGGCAACAUGCAGAAAGGUUUUGAUUUUGAUACACGUUGAUUUUGUGGAAACAUCUGUUUAACACAACACCAAAAGGACUCAAACUGCUUUGCAAAUACGUUCUUGUGACUUAACAAGACUGGUAUUUAAGAGAUUCUUUAUUAAAUUACCAUUAAACUGAAUGGAUGAUUCAUUUAGCUUUAUAUUGAUUAUGAAAAUUUUAAGAAAAUAUUUUUCAGCUUUGAAAACCACAAAUUAUACCGAUUUUGCUCCAUCUCUACACAUCUCUGAGUUAACAGAUAACCGAGUGGUUUACACUUUUCAGAAGGGCAAAUACAAUAAUGUAAUCUUUGCUCAAGUCAUUUCAGAUACAUUUGCUCGUUUGUGAUGCUGCUUAUGUGAGAGAACAUCCAACUGCAGUCAUGUGGGAAAAUUUGCAGAUAACUUCAGUGUAAAAGAAAAAUGGAAACAGAAUAAAAUGCACAUACUUUACGAUGUCUGUUAAUUGCGGGGGAUCCUGGAUUAGUGGGUGUAGUUGUUAUCUACCAGUUGGAAGAGUGGUGGCCCUUUUUGUUUAGGUGUCACGUGAGAAGCACAUCUAAUGUGCUUUGCAGAGCCUAGAUAAUGUCCAGAUAAUUUAUCAGCACAUUCAUGCAAACCAACUUGAAAGUAAGAAACAUCGUUCAAGUUUGAGUGCAGGACAGAAACCUUUACAUUUUUAUCGUCUCAAAUUCUUUACUAUGACAGUUAAGGGGUUAACUUUGCAAGUGACAACUGAGUUCAAACAAGUGUUACCCACAAAGCAUAAAAGUUAAUAUACAGAGCAUUAUAGUUUUAAUAUUAGUCAAAAUUGAUCAUAUUUUAAUUGUCAUAAACUAAUUCCAUCUAUUCUGUUGACAGAUUCAAAAAUUGCAUAACUGAAUGCCUUCACUGUUUCACAUUAAUUCAUUAUCUAAAAAAUAAACAGCUUAGUUCAUAUCAGUAGCAAUUACUAUUCUGUUAAUAUCUUAGCAGGUACAUUUUAUCAGUUUAUUUCUUUAGUUUUUAACCUAAAAAUUACUUUUAAGAUAUGUAUACAUGAUGAAAUGUUAGUGAAGUUUACCGCAAACUGUAUCACAAUGGAGAUGCCUGAGUGAAUUUAAAAAGUACUCAAACUUUAGGCAAUAAAUGUUUCAUCAUAAGUCA
Molecule: messenger RNA, 1906 nt
Organism: Cololabis saira (Pacific saury)
Lineage: Eukaryota; Metazoa; Chordata; Actinopteri; Beloniformes; Belonidae
Product: transcription factor BTF3 homolog 4
Exons: 6
Coding region: 98-574 (158 amino acids)
Source: RefSeq, a predicted model, not a curated record